CGGGCCUCGGAGCGAAGCGAGCGUCGCGAUAUUCGUGUCUCGUAAUCCGCUAUCCGGACGUGGACGAGUGAAAUUUUCGACAGAAUUUUAUCGUUCCGAUAUAAAAAGAGAUUGCACGAGAGUUCAGUGAAGUGUGAUGUUCCUCAGCGCAACUGCGCUGAGAUAAGACACCUGAAAGGACUCGAGUGGAUACCUAUAACUCGCGCUUACAAAAUCACAGAGAAAUCGCUCUUUCCGGCUCUUUAACGUUUCAGUUCAAAGAGUCGAGUCAAGUUUUCCAGGAUAUAAUCCUGUCAAUCUGUUGCGCUGACAGCUCCGGCAGAGAUAAAAGAUAGUAUAAAAUCACGAUGAUGUUCCACCACAAUGCGAUACCUGAUCUUCUGUCUCAAUAAGCGAAUAUUAUUAUUCGGUCGUCUGCCUGAGGCUUAAUUCAAGGGAAUCAGCGAUCGAUUUACAUGGAUUCGAAUUUAUUGACCGCUGCGACUAACCGAUCUGCUACUUGCACCGCCUUCGAUGGAUGUCUGAAAGGAACGCGACUCGAGAGCAGUCCCUACAGAAGCAGACGGUUCUGCAAGUGGAAGGUGGUCGGCGAGAAUAAUACAGGACAAAGAUGAUCCUCGAUCUAUUCGCUGGAUUUUUGGGAGGAUCUGCCGGUGUUGUUGUGGGAUAUCCCCUGGACACGGUCAAGGUCCACAUGCAGACACAGGAUUGCCGCAAUCCGAAAUAUCGGGGCACCUGGGACUGUUUUCGCACCAUACUCGCGAAAGAAUCGGUGACUGGCCUCUACAGAGGCAUGACCUCCCCGAUCGCGGGGAUCGCAGCGGUCAACGCCAUCGUUUUCGGCGUUUAUGGCCAGACUCAGCGGCACAUGCCCGAGCCCGACCGUCUGUUCACGUGCUUCCUGGCCGGCGCUUCAGCCGGGCUCGCUCAGACCCCGGUCUCUAGUCCGAUAGAAUUAGCGAAAACACGACUGCAGUUGCAGUCCUCUGAGAGCCAGCCAGGAGCUGGCUCUCAGAGCUCUCAGGGUCCGUUGCAGUGCUUGAAGAAGAUCUACAAGCGAGAGGGCUAUCGCGGAGUCUUCAAGGGUCUCAGCAUCACGUUCUUCAGGGAGGGUCCCAGCUACGGCGUGUACUUCGUCACGUACGAAAUUCUCACGAGAACGCCCUCGAAGCAGCCGAUCUCAACGUUCCACAUGCUGCUAGCGGGCGGCCUCGCCGGUUCCGCUUCCUGGGUGAUCUCCUAUCCCAUCGACGUGAUCAAGUCGCGCAUCCAAGCGGAGAGCGGCGAUCGUUACUCGGGAGCCUUGGACUGUCUGAGGAAGUCCGUGCGCGCCGAGGGAUACACCUGCCUGUUUCGCGGCUUGAACUCUACCAUCAUCCGCGCUUUCCCGACGAACGCGGCGACCUUCGCCGUGGUCACGUGGACGUACAGGUUGCUCGGCGCGCAGCCGAGUGAAGCGUCGACGAACAAAGGGACUCACGGGCUCGCGUCGAGCAAGCAGCCGAGGGAAGGCGCGUCCAAGAGUUACGAGUCUUUCGCCAGCAAGUGGAACGCCUUCUUCGACGAUAUCUCGAGAGGCAACGGCUUCGCCGUGUCGUACUACGCCGCGUCCAUGUUGUCCAUCAGCGGACUGAUGCCGGACAACAGCGCCUGUCUGGUGCACAACUGCAGACGAACGGGCUGCGAGCACGACGCGUUGGACGCGUUGGAGCUGAGGGAGGACACUUUGGCAAGUUUCGAAUCGAGAGGAUCGAAGAAUGACGAGGAGCCUGAGGAGGAGGAGGAGGAGAAGGAGGACGUCGACGAGCAGAAGCAACUGGAGCAACCUGACUGGAGCAACAUCGAAUCGGCCAUAAACACCUGCACUUGCAACCUGCAGCGUGUACUCGACGUCUCGAAGCUGUGCAAUACCUGACCUGACCUUGCCUCCAGCGACGUCCAGCGACGAUGAUUGAUGUAUUCAUAGCGUAUCACAUAGCGUAUUCACAUAUUGUCACUGUUCUUUUCAGCUGCACUGCGCAACUAGCGCAAUAAGUUAGAAUGAGACAACUAUAUUUUUCUCUCACUUUAACUUAUUGCACCAGUCCAGUAGUGCAGCUAAGAAGAACAGACCGAUAUAGUGUAUCGAGUGCGACUCGCUUCGAGAGUGUGAGAAAGAGAAACGAUACGACGACGACGGAGAAGGGGAUUCUUUCAACAAUCAAGUCCAUGAACGACGAGCGAGUAACUGAUGUAACUAAACAAUAAGGCCGAAUAAAGAAAUUAGUAGAUUAGGGAAUUUUUAGGUGAGGAGAGAGAGAGAGAGAGAGAGAGAGAGAGAGAGAGAGAGAGAGAAUCGAAUCGUUGUGCGCGAACGAGCGACUUUCUUCGCGCAGGUUUUUUCGAUAAAAUUUCGAUGAAACUCGAAACUAGUAAAGAUAUGCGUUGUGGAAAAUGAUUGUUUCUCUCUCUCUCUCUCUCU
Molecule: messenger RNA, 2461 nt
Organism: Harpegnathos saltator (Jerdon's jumping ant)
Lineage: Eukaryota; Metazoa; Arthropoda; Insecta; Hymenoptera; Formicidae
Product: mitochondrial basic amino acids transporter
Exons: 4
Coding region: 611-1915 (434 amino acids)
Biological process (GO): mitochondrial L-ornithine transmembrane transport
Cellular component (GO): mitochondrion
Molecular function (GO): high-affinity L-arginine transmembrane transporter activity
Source: RefSeq, a predicted model, not a curated record